AAAAGGCUAGCAUGGUGUUCAGACCUAAAUGAAGAAAUCAAUACGGUGCCUUGCCCUAGAGAAACUUACAUAUGUAGUUAAAGGGAAAUAUAACACCUUUGCAGAGAUUUGGAGCUCAUGUAUGGAGUUUCUGGAGGGGGAAGAUUGUGUUGUACCCCUGUAGUCUACCCUUUUUUUUAAUUCUUUUUUUAAAUUUUUUUUAUCCAAACUUGUUCCACACAUUUGUAUAGUUGGACUGCCUCCUCAGUCGGUAAAAGUCUUGAGCUGAGGCAGCUGCAGUGAAUGCUCCGGAGUCAUUUACUGCUUCCUCAUCGUCCUCCUCUCACUGCACUACCGAAAAGCUGGACUGAUCAACUCCAGCCAUGAGCUAUGAAGACCAAUAUCUGAUGUUUAAGGACCUUUUCGAUGAACCCUAUAACAUGACUGACCCAAGCUAUGUGGUCAGUGAAACUGUCCAGCUCUGUGCAAAGCAGGCUGUCAACCAGUUUGGUGCGAGAUUCAUCCCAGUUUUCUACUAUACCAACUUCCUCCUGAGUUACCUUGGUAAUGGGCUCGUUCUCUACAUUAUCUACAAGUAUGAGAAGCUCUGCACAGUGACAAACAUCUUCCUCCUGAAUUUGGUCCUCUCCAACCUUCUCUUUGCUGCCAGUCUCCCCUUCUGGGCAACCUACCAUCUGUCUGAGUGGAUUUUUGGCAUGGCUCUGUGUAAGAUGGUCAGCAGUGCCUACUUCAUCGGCUUCUACAGCUCCAUCCUUUUCCUCACACUCAUAACAUUUGACCGAUAUCUUGCAGUGGUUCACGCCGUGGCAGCCACUAAGAGCAGGAAAAAGGCAUAUGCCAUCAUUGCCUCAGUGGCAGUUUGGUGCAUUAGUAUCGUAGCGAGUGUGAAAGAACUGGUCCUCCAAAAUGUGUGGAAGAGUCCGUUUAAUGGCCUGAUAUGUGAGGAGUCAGGAUACCCUGAGAGCACCAUGGAGCGUUGGCGUCUCGUCAGUUAUUACCAACAAUUCCUGCUCUUUUUCCUCCUUCCUCUGUUCAUGGUGAUGUACUGCUACAUCAGCAUCACUGUCCGCAUCCUAUCCACCCGCAUGAAGGAGAAGUGUCGUGCCAUCAAACUCAUAUUUGUCAUCAUCUUUACUUUCUUCGCCUGCUGGACACCCUACAAUAUUGUGAUCCUCCUUAGAGCUAUUCAGAUCUCUCGCCCCAGUGAGGAUGAUGACUCGUGUUAUGAUGCAGAGAGCAUGGACUUUGCUCUGUAUGUAACCCGGAACAUAGCCUAUUUGUAUUGUUGCAUUAGUCCUGUGUUUUACACAUUUGUUGGAAAGAAAUUCCAGGGCCACUUCAGAAGGCUAAUGGCUAAAAGGAUCCCCUGUCUGAAGAGACACAUGAGCCUCAGCAGCCAGAGCACCAGAACCACAUCACAGAGGACACCACACUCUGCUUAUGAGUACUAAACAGACAGGCUCAAACCAAAUUUCAGUUUACUAAAUAUUUACUUCCUGCCAGAGUCUUAAACACUGUAUAUCUAAUUUUCUGUUAAAAGCAAUCAAAUAUUUUAACAUUAAAGGUGCAACAUAUUGGAUUCAGAGCAUCUCUCUCUCUCUCUCUCUCUCUCUCUCUCUGUCUGUUGUAAUCCCAGCUUUCCCCUGCUCUGUUUACAAAGCCGUGCUGGCCUCAUGGGCUUUUAGUGCCUAUGAAAAUUCAAGAAAGGAAUGUUACAAAAGAAAAGGAAAUAUGAUUGGUGACCAAUGUGUAAUGUUAUUUUUUUUUAAAACAAUAACCUGUCUGUCCCUCACUGCAUUCUGGCUCUGUACCCUCACUGUGGCCCUCACUCCCAAAUACAUCUUUAAAAAACUCAGUUGUAUUUUUUCUUUUAAAAAGGUUCAUAAGAUCUGUCUGUAGGAUUUAAUGGCAUCUUACAGUGAGGUUGAAAAUUGCAACCAACUGGAAACCCCUCUGCUCACCCGAACUACGGUGGUGGUAUUUGUUAAACUUAUAAGUAAAAUUAUAGCCUUCACUGUCUAACUAGACCGCUAAUCACGUCCAAAUCUAUCAUCUAAUCAAACUAAUCACUAUAGCAUAGAUAACAGGAUAUCAGCUCAACAAUAUUAACACAUGGUUUUCAUAACGCAAAUAGUAAAGUGUAAUGCUGCGUUCACACCAAAAGCAUUGCGAAUAUUCAAUUUAAAUUUGCGUAGUUUGCAACCAUUCGCGUGCAUGCAUGGGUUCUACUCGCGCGCAAAAUUCACAACACUUUUGAUGUGAAGGCAGCAUAAGGGGUAAAGCAGUUCACAUCAGAGUUUUCAGACAGCAGUAACUUUAAUUUCUCCUCACUGCCUUUAAUUAGCCAUGAUUGAGCUAGACCUGUGAUGGACCUUAUAUAAAAACACAAAACAAUAUUUAAUGUGACUGAGGAAAUAUCUGACCAAAAAUAUUGUCCACGAACGUGACCCAGAGAAAAGUAAUACUGAUGAUCUGUUUGAUGAGUGAGUUUCCCACAACAACUUGUAGUAUGUCAGAUCUUUUCUGUGCAGUUGAUGACACAUGUCAUUUCAAUCAGGGAGAGACCAGUUAGAUAAAGAAAGGAUACAUGUUUAUUGUUAACAGAUAAUAUGAAAUGAUGAAGUCUCAGAGUCUUUGGCGCUUGGACUCUACGGGGAGAUUUGCAAUUGAGGGCCGACUGCCCCGAUCAGCAACGAGAUAGAUCCCCCCGUGGAGUCCAGACCUGGUGGUGAUGAGCUGAUAGAAUGAUGAGUUGAUGAAGCUGAUGGAUCCGUGACGACUGGGCGGAGAUGGGGAGGUGGAGGGGUGCGUAACAGCAACAUGAAUGAACUGAAGCCACUGCUUGGCUGGCUCAUGGCUUCCCACAUCUUUUGUUCUUUUUGGCUCAGCCAGCCUCCUUCCAUGGCCCUUCUGAUGCCCCCCCUCCUCUUUUCUCCUCCUUCCGAUUCAUAGAUUGUGGAGGUCUGGAUUGUGGUCCAUGCCUACUACUCAUGAUUCAUUAAUUUCUGUCAUAUUCAUUAAAUGUGUUGGAACUCUGUUCACUCUGUAUACAUGACAUUGGUUGCUCUCCUGAAGGUUUCUUCCCUUUUUCCCUGUAAAAGUUUUUUUUCCUGUUCUGGGUCAGGGAUGUCGUAAGUGUACAGAUUGUAAAGCCCUCCGAGGCAAAUUUGUAAUUUGUGAUAUUGGGCUAUACAAAAUAAACUGAAUUGAAAAUGUAAUGUCAAUGUGAGUUGACCUCCAGAAACCCAGUGCAGGGCAUAUGGUUUUUGCAAAGUAAUUGUUGAACAUAACUUUUCUUGAAGACAUUUAGUCCAUAUUUCUAUGGGCUGAUGCCUAAAAUCUCACAAUUCUAAACAGAUGCCUAAGAGUGUUCCAAUCUUGUCAAGUAAAUUGUUGAAUGCAAAGUGUAUUUUUGUAUGCAUGUAUUUGAAACAUCUUGUAUAAAUGCUUUAAAAUGAACUGUGUCAUAACCCUUUAAUAAAUAUGCCAAUCAAU
Molecule: messenger RNA, 3495 nt
Organism: Cyclopterus lumpus (lumpfish)
Lineage: Eukaryota; Metazoa; Chordata; Actinopteri; Perciformes; Cyclopteridae
Gene: ccr12a
Product: chemokine (C-C motif) receptor 12a
Exons: 2
Coding region: 363-1451 (362 amino acids)
Biological process (GO): G protein-coupled receptor signaling pathway; immune response; chemotaxis
Cellular component (GO): membrane
Molecular function (GO): chemokine receptor activity
Source: RefSeq, a predicted model, not a curated record